CAAAUUCUUGGACAUUGACAAGGCAAUUCUUAUCGAGGACCACUUUUAGUUAUAUACCAUUCUGCCCUAGUGCAGGCUCCAUAAUAAUCCCUAUCCGCAUCUACACUGUCUACUCCGUAUUACCUCUAACACUGGGCGAACUUCAAACAAACGAGGGCUCCACUCUCCCAGGGGCCCGACGAUCUGAGACCGCUAAUCGAACAAAAAUCCCCUCUGAUAUAUUUGUUGACCAUGCUAUACAUUUGGGAAUAGGAGGUAAUCGGAUCUAAAGAUGACAGCGGGAGGAGCUUCGGGUGCUUCGAGGCCGUCCUUGCGAGGACGGCCAAAGUUUUCCACGCGCACCGCUGCGGAAGACGAUUCCAGACUGGCUCCAGACGAAUUCCUCGAUGCCUCUGCAGCUGACAGUCUCCGUCCAUCAAAUGGCCAGUCGAGCCAAACGCCCAGUCCAUAUGAGCCGCUCACAUCCAGAUCGCAGCCUGAGCCUCGGGAACAUAAUCAGACAGGGAGGUGGUUUGGGAAGCUAUUACCCUCGCGCGAUGGAAAGCAGCGUCAUGGAAGACAAGAUAUUUCCGAUACACAGCCAUUUCAUGGGAGCUCGGUGGCGAUAGACGUGGACAAGAGGGAUACAAACACACACAGACAUCACCCAGUUCAUAUGGACAAUUCGAACAAACUUGGGACAUUCUCGGGGGUCUUUGUUCCUACCACCCUCAAUGUUCUCAGUAUUCUUAUGUUCCUCCGUUUCGGAUUCAUUCUGGGACAGAGCGGUGUCAUUGGCAUGCUGGGCAUGCUAAUUGCUUCUUAUAUGAUCAAUCUCGUGACCACCAUGUCGAUUUCCGCCAUUGCAACGAACGGGACAGUCCGUGGUGGAGGCGCCUAUUAUCUGAUAUCCCGGUCACUGGGGCCCGAAUUUGGUGGUUCAAUCGGAAUAGUCUUUUAUCUGGGGUUUGUUUUUAACACCGGUAUGAACGCGGUCGGUUUGAUCGACUGUUUUGUUGAGAACUUUGGCACAGUGUCUGGUACAUGGGCCAACUUCCUCCAAGAAGGGUUCUGGUGGCAGUAUCUUUGGGGAACUAUUGUGAUGGUUCUCUGCACGGCGAUCUGUCUCGCUGGCAGCUCUAUUUUCUCGAGGGCGAGCAACGGGCUGCUUGUCAUACUCCUGGUCUCUACUCUGAGCAUCCCGGUUUCUGCACUGGUGAUGAAGCCUUUUUAUGCCCCGCAGCUGGGAGUCGAGUUCACUGGGUUCCGAAUGCGGACAUUCCUUGAGAAUUUGAAACCGAGACUCACGAAAGGAGCGGCUGGCAGCCAGCUUCGCGGGCGUGAAAACUUUCAGGACCUUUUUGGGAUCUUGUUCCCGGCUACUGGAGGGAUCUUCGCAGGCGCAAGUAUGUCCGGAGAUCUCAAGAACCCAAGCAAGUCGAUCCCUAAGGGCACCCUCUCUGGUCUUGCCCUGACGUUCGUCACUUAUACUCUCGUUAUUGUCUCCAUGGCGGCUUCUAUUACCAGACAAUCCUUCUACAAUAAUGUCAAUAUUAUUCAAGUUACGAAUAUUUCCAGUGGCAUUGUCCUGCUCGGAGAAUUUGCGACAAGUUUCUUUUCUUCCUUGAUGGGAGUGAUCGGUUCAGCGAAGCUUUUACAAGCGAUUGCUCGGGACAGAUUGCUACCUGGUCUCUCAAUCUUUGGCCAGGGGAGUAAGAAAACUGACGAGCCUACGUAUGCGAUCUUUCUGACCUUGAUUGUCACCCAGCUCUCGAUGUUGUUGGACAUCAAUAAAAUCGCAUCGUUCAUAACGAUGACUUACCUCAUGACUUUUUUGGGGACAAAUCUUGCAUGUUUCCUGUUAAAGAUCAGCUCCGCACCGAAUUUCAGGCCCUCUUUCCACUACUUCAACUGGUACACAGCAGCCGCCGGAACCUUACUUAGCGGGAUCUGUAUGUUCUUCGUGGACGGUCUGUAUGCAACUGGUUGUGUUGGCAUCCUCGUCAUCCUCUUUUUGAUGAUACACUACACCUCUCCUCCGAAAUCGUGGGGUGAUGUGAGCCAGAGUUUGAUCUAUCAUCAGGUCCGAAAAUACCUGCUGCGUCUGAAACAGGAGCACGUCAAGUUCUGGCGACCGCAGAUCCUUUUGUUUGUGAACGACUAUGAUACCCAGUACAAGAUGAUUCACUUUUGCAAUGCGUUGAAGAAGGGUGCUUUGUUUGUUCUCGGUCACGUUAUCGUGACGGACGACUUUGAAAACUCCGUCCUCGAAGCUCGCCGGCAACAAAGUGCAUGGACGAAGUUUAUUGAGUACUCGAAGGUCAAGGCUUUUAUCAACAUCUCAGUGUCUCCAAGUGCAGAGUGGGGAGUGAGAAAUAUCGUCUUGAACUCUGGUCUGGGCGGGAUGAGACCGAACAUAGUUGUCAUCGACCAAUAUCGCAAGGAGAAGUCCCCUGUUGAGAUUGUCACAUCCCCCACGGCUUUACGGAGACAGUCUUCCGCCUCUCAUAGAACUGGCGACCAUUCGCAACAGAUAAAACAGGCCAACCCGAUCAGUGAACAGAGCUACAUGACCAUUCUGGAGGAUCUUCUGUUCAAGCUUCGCAUCAAUGUAGCAGUCGCGAAAGGUUUCGAAGAACUCGAGCUGCCGAAUGCCACUGGACAGAACACCAAGAAAUACAUCGAUCUUUGGCCAAUUCAGAUGUCUGCUGAGCUGGCUGCAGACAGAGAAAGCAAGCAGAAUGUCCUUACCACCAAUUUCGACACCUAUACUCUCAUCCUUCAAUUGGGUUGCAUCCUUAACACUGUCCCGUCGUGGAAGAAAAGCUACAAACUGCGUGUCGCAGUCUUUGUCGAGUAUGAGACUGAUGUGGAUGAAGAACGUGGCCGAGUGGAAACACUGCUCGAGAAAUUACGGAUCGAGGCCGAAGUCCUUGUUUUCUGGCUUGCCAGUGGUGAUGUGAAGACGUAUCAGGUCAUUGUAAAUGGCGAUACAUCACCGAGAAUGGCCGAGACUGUGGAUAAGGUCGACUCUGCUCUGAAAGACGAGGCCUGGUGGCGGGGACUCCAGAACCUUCGCAAGGGAUCUCAGGAUCUUCGGUCUCAAAGUAAACUGAACAAGAUAUCCAAGCUGCUGGGUCAAAUGCCCAAUACUUCAUUUCUGGAAGGACGGCACAAACCGACUCAGCGCUUUGAAGGCAUCAGACGGCUGAUCGAGUCUUCCAAGAGACGACGUUCGAUCUCAAGUUUCGGCGGUCUUGGGGUUAGCAUGGGUAUGCAGACGCACCGCCUGCUAGACUCAUUCGUCGAUGCUCAUGCGGAGAGUAGCUCGGAAACAUCCGACAGCGAAGAGAGCGAUUUCGAACCCUAUGUGAGCGAUCCGGGCGAAGAGAGUGAGGCAGAAGGCAGCGUCUCCCCAGGAUCUAAGAAACCAGCUGGACCCCCUACCCCGGGUACCCUGAGGCGUUCAAAGAGUGCGGAUGUCACUCUCGGGUCAGGCGAAGCUGGUGGCAGUUCUAAGAACCAAGCCGGUCAACGAACACCGCCAAUGAUCACGGCUACAAAUACGAAUGAGCAGCAAACACCUACCAGAAACCCAAUUCCGCGUACUGCAUCCAGCAACCGAUUCACGUCAGCCCCAAUUCCAGAAACCAAGGUCAAUCCCGAUGAAGGCCCCGGUCCUUCCAUCAUGUUCGCGAGCGGAUCCCCACCUCGUCCGGGCCGUGAUUUUACGCCCCAUGUACAUGAAUCUAUAUACGCUCAUCCAUCGCCUUCUCCUACUCCUACUCCAGCAAGCGCCGGGCCUGCCUCUGGUUUCCCAUCUCAAGCCUCUAUGGCGCUCUCUUUCAAUGACCUGCCCUGCCGGGCACAGCAUUUGAUCCUCAACGAACUGAUGGCCAUGCACAGUCACGAAACGGCAGUGAUAUUCAGUACUCUUCCCUCUCCCAUCGAAGGUACGCGACGUGAUGAAGCUGCCUGUCAGUCAUAUCUCAGCGACAUGGAAAUCCUGUGGCAAGGACUACCGCCCUGUCUGCUGGUACACAGCAAUAGCAUGACCGUCACGAUGAACUUGUAAGGAUAGAUAUGACCGUUUCUUUUGCUUUUCUUGUCUUGUCAUUUUACCAUACGUUCUGCCUAGCAAAUACGCCGCCCCCACAGUUCUGAGAGCAUCAUUUGGAUGUUUUGGAAACAAGAAGAACUGGCUUAUUAGCGUUCCUGAUGAUUUAUAGACACGACAUGAUAUCAGUGCUACGUUCUUGGAUUAGCGAGUGCUUCCUUCCUAUAGAUCUACCACUUUUGGAUAGCAAUGUCUGUAUAUAGUACUAGUGCUUGCCGAAAAGUAGGUAAAUGCAUACAACUGUAGCUCUAUAAGCUUCUUCACCUCACGCAACUAUCCUGACCAAGUAAUCU
Paecilomyces variotii is the source of this 4389-nucleotide messenger RNA. RefSeq names its product putative cation chloride cotransporter. The record is from RefSeq and is a predicted model, not a curated record. Gene Ontology annotation, molecular function: potassium:chloride symporter activity. Lineage: Eukaryota; Fungi; Ascomycota; Eurotiomycetes; Eurotiales; Thermoascaceae. The transcript is spliced from 4 exons. Gene Ontology annotation, biological process: chloride transmembrane transport; potassium ion homeostasis; chloride ion homeostasis. The coding region runs from base 272 to 4054 and encodes 1260 amino acids. Gene Ontology annotation, cellular component: membrane.